UCAAGAUGUAAUUUUUAAGCUUGUUACUAAGGCGUGUCGAAAAUAAAAUUAUAUAUUAAUUAAAUAUUCUAUUCCAUUUCAUGAUAAAUAUCAUUUACAUUUAUUAACCUCAUUUUUAAAGAAAAUUAUAUUAUUUACGCUAUAAUACUAUGUAAAAAAUUGAUACAAAUUUAAAUCAAUCUUUCAUUGACAAUUACUCGAAGUUUGUUUUGGUGUUCGGAACGUUAAUUUACGAAUGUUGAUUUUUAUGGAAAUCUAACAUUAGGAUUAUUUAAAAUCAAAACAUGCUAAAGAUUUGUUAAAAAUGGUUGAUUCUAACAACGAGACGCUUGAUUUGUCGAGGCGUGGGCUAAAGAAAAUAGAGAAAGCGCCUCCGGAAGAAUCAAAACCUAUCAUCAGUUUAAUUCUUGACCAAAAUGAACUUCAGCGCUUGGAUAACAUCGAUUCCUACAGUCGAAUUGAAAACCUGUCAAUAUGCAAUAAUUUUCUCGUCCGUAUGCAUGGAGUGUCCAGACUGACCAACAUUCGCACUCUUGCUCUCAACAACAAUGGGAUUUUACAAAUAGAAGGCCUGAAAGACAUGCUAUAUUUGAAAGUGUUGCAGUUAGCAGGUAAUAACAUCAAGUCAAUAGAACAUCUGAACCACAACAUUCAUUUAGAACACUUGGAUCUCUCCAACAAUCAGAUAUCAUUUAUAGCUGAUAUAUCUUAUCUGAAAGAUUUAAAGCAUCUCAACUUGGAACGUAACCGCAUAAUGGACAUGCGGCAGUGCGAGCGCUACCUGCCUACUCAGCUCACGCAUCUGGGGCUCGCUCACAACAAUAUCCAGGACCUGAAUGAAGUGUCUCACCUGGUGCACCUGAGCCAACUGGAUAGUUUCACCAUGCAAGGCAAUCCCUGUGUCGCAAUGGCUGGAAAGGAUAAGCUUGGCUUCGAUUAUCGUCCCUUCGUUCUCAAUUGGAUAAUGAGCGUUAAAUCAAUCGACGGAUUCAUAGUGAGCGCUAUAGAGAGCCUGAAGGCGGAGUGGCUGUACAGCCAGGGCAAGGGCCGGCACUUCCACCCGGGCCAGCAGCGCGAGCUGUGCGAGUACCUCGCCGCCAGCUGCCCGCUCACCGCCGACGCGCUGGAGACGGAAGACCAGCGGAAGUUGCGCCUCAUCCUCAGCAAGGCUCAGCAUCAUCAACAACAGCUUAAAGAUCAAAACCACAGCCCGGUGAAGUCUAGAAUACAAUCGCCGAGGAUGCAGUCGCGGAUAUCGCAGCGGCACGUGGGCCGGUCGCCGGACCGCCUGAGCUCCAGCUUCCACGCCGCGCUGGCGCACAAGGGCUCGCCCUCGCACGUCAUGUCCGCGUCGUACUCCGGGGAGCUGCCGGCGCACCCGCCCUCCACCUUCGACAGCCCGCAGCACUCCGAGCGCCGCGCAGAAUGUCAAACAGCAGCACAGACUAAGCCUGUAAAUCAAUCUCUGGAAGCCGCUUCGAAAAUGGUCCCGGUACCGGAAUCCUUGAUGAGCCCCGACUACCAGGACCCCAUCUAUGACAUUCAAAAAACCAUACCCAAAUGUACCAACUCUGCUAACAGUGUGUCCAACACGUCCUCGCAGUCGAGCAACAGCAGUAUUAAUGAGGAAAGGAGACAAACGAUCGGUAAAAACUUCAAAGGUUCGCCAAAGCUUACGAAGAGUGCGACCUCCUCCCCUAAGUUAAGGUCGAAAAUUGAACGAAAAGGUAGUCUCUCGAAAGUGGACGUGAAAAACGAAAAAAGGAUGAACGGCUUGAGUGACCGAGAAGACAAUAUCGACCCAGAUAAGCUGGAAGUGAUAAAACUCGCGUCGAAUCAGAGGCGUCAGAAGAAGAUGAGCGUGGAGACGAUGGCGGCCGUCACUAUACAGAAGAUGUGGAGGGGUUAUAGAAGUAGGAACCUGAAUAAGGAUACUUUGAGGAUACUUCAUGCGAUUCAAGCUGCGCGAGCGAGACAACACAUACAGCGUCUGACGUGCGAUAUGGAAGCGACGAAAGCCGCGUUAGAGAGCGAGAGGAAAAUACAGCAAUUGCAGAUGCAGGCGAUCAACGCGCUCUGGAAAAAAGUAUCCACCUUGCAGAGUACUGAUCCUAAGAACAGAGCGUCAGAGUCAGAAGAUAACUCGGAAGCCCUGCGGCACCUCACGGAGACGUGCGUGUCACUACAGGCCCAGGUGUCGGAGCUGCAGGGCUGCGUGCGCGAGGUGCUGCGCGCCGUGAGCCGCGCGCGCGCGCAGCCCGCCGCCACGCAGACCGACAUCAGCGCCGUGCUCACGCCGCAGGAGGAGCGCUGCGGUUGGCUGCGUCGCCCGCAGUCGCUGGCGUUGUCGGCGUCUGCGUCGCGAGCCGAGCGCACCGAUAAACCUACUGAAGUUGACAACAUAGACAUUGAGCGAACGGAGUCAGUCAUAGAAGAGCCCUGCAUAGAGAACCACAAGGAACGGGAAAUAAUUACCGACUGAUGCUAUUACACGCUUUUAUUGCUUCAGCACUACGGUCCAGUGUCGCAUGCAUAGCUUUAACAAUAUGACUUUAAUGUCACAACGCCCACUCUUAUGCUAAAGCCGAGUCACUUAAAACUAUAUCUACCCUUUUCUUUUAUACUAGAAAAUUUAAAGAAGAAAAGGAUAGCGAUAGAUUUUUAAAGAACGUUUCAUAAGGAAAAUACGCAGUUAUACAACGAGCUUAUUUAUAUUUCACGCACUGUUUUUGAAAAACAUAAUAUUUCGGAAGCAAAUCGUUGUUUGGUAAAAUUAAAUUAUUUUAAUUUAUUAUUUGUCUGUGAUUUGAAUACGAAAAGACAGAAAAAGACAAAAGCUUAAAUUAUUUUUAUAUUCUUUUUAGGUAUGCUGUCGAAUAGUUCUUUCUAAAUUAUCAACGUGUUUGAAUUAUAUUUAAAUGUUGCCAGUGUCGGAGUUAGUGUUUAGCAAAAUAAGUUUUUCGUAUCUUAUUUAUUUGUAUUUCACAAAAAGCUUUUUAUAUCAUUUAGGUAAACUUCAUGACAAUAGUUUUAGUUAUUUAUUUAUUUUAUUAUUGUAAGUAAUAAC
Messenger RNA from Nymphalis io (European peacock), 3067 nucleotides. RefSeq names its product centrosomal protein of 97 kDa (gene Cep97). The transcript has 15 exons. The record is from RefSeq and is a predicted model, not a curated record. Gene Ontology annotation, molecular function: protein binding. The coding region runs from base 305 to 2482 and encodes 725 amino acids. Lineage: Eukaryota; Metazoa; Arthropoda; Insecta; Lepidoptera; Nymphalidae.